AUGCCGCGAUUGUCGUUCCUCGAUCUGUCGCAUGUGCCACGCCUUGAACUUCUCAGUGAAGGCUUCUCCAAUCUUCCCUAUCUGUUGCAUCUCAACAUUUCCGGCUGUGGGGUGGAACAACUGCUGGCCUCGCACUUUCCUACCGUUUGCCCGAUAAUAGAGCUCGACGCCAGCGAUAAUAAGCUUAGUGUUCUCACAAAGGAUUUGCUUAGCAAAUUUUCCAAAUUGAUUUUUGCUGUUUUCGCAAAUAAUUCAUUGACUCAUGUAGAAGUGCCAUACAUGCGAUCUUUAGGUAUCUUAGACCUUAGUCAUAACAACUUGACAACCUUCAACAUCACCUUGGGCAAUUGUCCGUACUUGAAAAAGCUGUACCUCAACAAGAAUAAGCUCACUCAGAGUGCUCACUUCGCUGGUCUGACUUCUUUACGCCAUUUGCAUUUGGCGUCAAACUACAACAUGGAGCUAAUAGGACACACUUUUGAGGCCCUCGAGCAACUGGAGACGCUUGACUUGUCCCACAUUUUUCUCGAAAAUCUGAGUCCGCAUCUCUUCGGAUUCAAACAGGUGAACAAGAAAGGUCGCUAUAAAUAUUUGCCAAUGGUUCACAUGCGUAAGCUUUCUCUAACGGGCAAUAUGCUCCAGCAUCUGCACCCGAGAACUUUUAAAAAAUUGCCCUUUUUGGAUACACUCUUGCUAUCCCGUAAUGCAUUGCGUGUGCUUCCCGCGGGCCUUUUUUGUUCCAAUCCGAAAUCUGAGGAUGCUUGA
Messenger RNA from Drosophila nasuta, 765 nucleotides. RefSeq names its product carboxypeptidase N subunit 2-like. The transcript is spliced from 2 exons. The record is from RefSeq and is a predicted model, not a curated record. The coding region runs from base 1 to 765 and encodes 254 amino acids. NCBI's taxonomy places the organism in Eukaryota, Metazoa, Arthropoda, Insecta, Diptera, Drosophilidae. Gene Ontology annotation, molecular function: protein binding.